Molecule: messenger RNA, 411 nt
Organism: Trypanosoma conorhini
Lineage: Eukaryota; Euglenozoa; Kinetoplastea; Trypanosomatida; Trypanosomatidae
Product: surface protease GP63
Exons: 1
Coding region: 1-411 (136 amino acids)
Source: RefSeq, a predicted model, not a curated record
AUGCGGAUCGGCGCCCACCCCUCGUUGCUCUUUCCUCCUCCUGCGGUGGCGGCAGCGGCGGUGUACGCCUGCGCCGCGCCCUCUCCCCUGCGCGGCACCUCACGCACCACCGCCGUCGGCAGCGGGCCGCUCUUCCGCAUCGCCUCGUCGAAGUUGCAGCGGUGGUUGAGGGCGGGGGCGGCGGCGAGGCACCCGCCAGCGCAGUGCAUCGCCAGCAGUAGCAGGAGCGCCGCCAGCGGGAGAAGCGGCGCGGGGCAGCGUGUCCGGCGCAUGGCUCGGGGAAAGCGCGUGUGUGUUGGCUUGCUGGGAGUGGCUGUGUUGGCAGCGGCAGUUGCCUUGUCUGCAGAAGAAGAAGGAAUUAAUAACAAAAAAAGGUUUCUGCAGUUAUGGUGUUUGUGUCUCUUGGUUUAG